AUGGCGCCAGAGAGAGGCAACCCCGUUCCGACCUCCUCCUCUUCCCCACCCGCUCCUCCUCGAAUCCUAAACGUUCAGAAAUUCGCGAAAUCGCGAGCUCCCGAGCUCGAAUCCCUCCACGCGAUCGUCUCCAACCGGCUGGGCCACGAUUUCCGGAUCCAAAGGAGCAAGAGGCGGCGAACGACCGGCCACAAGGUCACCAGGAACCGGCGCGUGAAGCAGCGAAAGGUGGGGGACGGGGACGGUGGCGUGCAGGAGGGCACGAGUGCGGAGGAUGAUCGGAAGAAUGUGUCCCGGAGGACUCGCCGGAGAUUUGAGUUCCAGAAGAAUCCGGCGUCGGGGUUCUGUACCACGGGGGACGGGACGAGGAGGCUCAGGACUCACUUGUGGCACGCGAAGCGGUUCGCCAUGGUCAAGCAGUGGGGUUUUUAUCUCCCUCUAGGGCUUCAUGGAAGAGGGAGAGGUUCAAGGGCCAACUUGAAGUGGUUAAAAUAUGGGGCACUUGUACAUGAUGCAUCCUACAGCCUUCCGAUCCAACUAGAGGGGCCAGAGGAUUCAAUACUGGCUAUUUUGAGAAUGGUUCUACUGCCAUCACCUUUAGGACCCACAGAUGUUUCAGAAAAACUUUCACAGAUGGUAACUCAUGGAGUAUGCUAUGAAAAUGCUAUGCUUUAUCAUGUGGAAAAUCCUCUUUCCCAUUUUAUUGCUCCUGUGAUUUAUAUGUGGCGACCGUUCUUAAGUGAUGAUAAUCGUAAUAGUGUUCAACAAGAUGAUGUUUCAAAUGGCUGUUGCAAAUCUGGUAAAAAUGGAAGCGGUACAUCACCCAGACAGUUAUGGAUAUGGAUACAUGCUGCAGCUUUUAACGAAGGAUUCAAUACACUGAGAUUUGCAUGUCAAAAACAGAUGCAUGAAUCUGGCAAAUCUGUUAGUUGUUUUACUCUUGAGGGGCACAUAGCAAGGUUGGAAAUUAUAGGUUCUGAAGCAAUACAAGUUCUUCAGAAGACAUUGCAUCCUAUAACAGAGUCAUGCAGUACUUCUGAUCAUUCUAGCACUGACUCUCAGCUUCAGAAAGCCUGCGUCCUUAAUCUAGCAGAGCACCUUCCAUUGCAUGCAAUUCUAUCUCUGACAGUUCAUGAUCCCAGGGAUUUUCCAUCCAAGGUUGAGCCUGCCUCUGAAGCUCAUACUAAACUGGAGAGUGAUUUGCAAGAAGAAGAUAUUAAAAAUUCUAGUCUUUGGGUCUCUCGGCAAUCAUCCAAGAAUGAAGAUAAAUUGUUGUCACUGUGGUCAGAACCUGAAAACAGUGGCAUUUUUCUUUCUGACAGUAAAAGUUUAUGGGAUGCCAGUGAUAAGAUGAGUCCUCCAAUUCCAGAACAUGUACUUUGCACAGAGAAGCAUUAUACACGUUUGAAAUUCUUUCACUUUGAUCCUACCAAUUGCAGAAUGCCAGCUACUGAAGCAAAAGAUGGUUUUAGUCGAUCUUGCUCUGUGUUGCUUCUAAAACAUGCUAAACAGGGAUGGUCAAUCAUUCUACCUUUAAGUUGGAUAAAGCCUUUCUGGAUGUCUCUCAUCCUACAUGGGGCUCAUGCGAUGGGCUUAAGGGAAAGGCGGUGGAUUGCAUGCAAUAAUGGCCUACCAUCCUUCCCAUUUGAUUUUCCUGAUUGCAAAGCUUACAUGUUGUUCAUGGCCAAUGAAGCCAGCGCAUUUGAUCGAGCAGCUGAACUCCGUCCUCUUGCAGUUAGACCUGUAAAAGUCCCGGUGCCACCUCCUUGGGAUUGUAUAAUGUCCACCGUUAAGAAUGGACCCUAUAUAUUAAAAGGUUUUCAAACACCAGAUGUUCAAGGCUCUGGUGGAGCAGCUCCUGAAUGUUCUUUGGUAAAUUUAGCCUCCCAAAAUGUUGAAACAUUAGACCAAGCUACUGCAUCCUUCCAAGGCUUUAUACCAAGAGCACCCAAAAUUUUGAAGGAGUAUUUAGAAAAGAUCUGUGAUGGGCAGUUCCCUUUAUUUCCUAGCAUGGCAAUGGUGGAAAAGGACUUCUCUGACCUGACUGAUAGAAACGCAUUCAAUUGGGUCACUAGAAGUGAUCACCAAAUGCUUGCUGACAAAGAACUGUGUCUUGUAAGAAUUUUGCUUCAUGCAUACAAGGAAGGUGUUUUUGAAGAAGGUGCCGUUGUUUGCGCGCCCAUUCUGACCGACCUAUCACAAUGGACGUCCAGGUCAGAGGAACAGGAACAACCAACGGUUACCCAGUCUUUCGUAAGAUCAUGUUUUACACAGCAGGAUUCUGGGAAGUGGAAGCUGCAGGUGCCUGAAGAUCCUUCCGCCCAGCAGUCAUUUAGGUGGCCAAUCGGUUUUGUAACAUCUGGGUUUGUUUAUGGAAGUGGCAAGCCAGUGGCGAUAGCUUUCUGUGAAGCAAAGCUUCUUGCUAUGUUGAGAGCACAACAAUGGAAUCAGACACAGGAAACAAGACCGGAAAUCUUUGUCUGGGUCCGUAAUAUGAGAUCCACUGCUUACCGACGUGCCGUGGCCACGAUCCUUCUGGAACAACAGAAGGAAGAUCUGGAGUUUUUGUAAGCAAACACACAAAGUCAUUCAAAUUUGUGAACUUUGGAGGGAGAGAACAUACUUUGGAGAGCUAUAACUUCACAAUUUGCAACAUGAAUUGAGUUAAUGUUAUGGCUUGUCAAAUGCCUGAAAUUGAUCUGAGUU
Elaeis guineensis (African oil palm) is the source of this 2706-nucleotide messenger RNA. RefSeq names its product ribonucleases P/MRP protein subunit POP1. Gene Ontology annotation, biological process: tRNA 5'-leader removal. The record is from RefSeq and is a predicted model, not a curated record. NCBI's taxonomy places the organism in Eukaryota, Viridiplantae, Streptophyta, Magnoliopsida, Arecales, Arecaceae. Gene Ontology annotation, cellular component: ribonuclease MRP complex; nucleolar ribonuclease P complex.